AUGAUCACGCGAGUACACGCGCCCAGGCUCGGUCGACAGUUCCAGGAGUACCCGCCAUUCGGUCCGGCUGAGGACGAGCAGCUUUCCGCCCAUCGUCGCCGUCAUCGCACGUCGAUCGAGGAGCAGGUCACCGUGACGUUGGUGUUUUCCGGCGGCGGGAUGCGCGGUUUCACGAAGGAUCGCGGUGACCCGAAGAUCGAGCGCGUGAGAAUCGAUCGGGUUCAGUACGAAGUCCGAGACAGCGCCAUGUGGUGCUUCGUCGAUGUCCUCGUGGCGGAUCUGUCGUGCAAUCUCGCAGCCGUCGAUGUCCGGCAACAAGAGAUCGAUCACGGCGAUAUCGAAACUGUCGGUGUCCAGGUCGUCGAGGUAGGCGGCGCCCGGUGCGGACGAGCUGUGUUUGAUGACCAAAUGUAC
This is a messenger RNA of Mesorhabditis spiculigera, 414 nucleotides long. Lineage: Eukaryota; Metazoa; Nematoda; Chromadorea; Rhabditida; Rhabditidae. The record is from the annotation of a GenBank genome assembly.